This is a messenger RNA of Sciurus carolinensis (gray squirrel), 1536 nucleotides long. Its product is annotated as zinc finger protein 280A-like. Gene Ontology annotation, biological process: regulation of DNA-templated transcription. Gene Ontology annotation, molecular function: RNA polymerase II cis-regulatory region sequence-specific DNA binding; DNA-binding transcription factor activity, RNA polymerase II-specific. The transcript has a single exon. The record is from RefSeq and is a predicted model, not a curated record. NCBI's taxonomy places the organism in Eukaryota, Metazoa, Chordata, Mammalia, Rodentia, Sciuridae. Bases 1 to 1536 code for a protein of 511 amino acids.
AUGGCAGAUCACUUAUGUGAGGUACAAGAACCAAAACCACUGAAGAAAUAUGAGAGAGAAUUCAACCAGAGAGAUAAGGAUAAAGAUGCUGAGUUGAUAUUUAUUGGGAUGGAACAUGUAAGUGAAGAUGCUGAAAUUCUCUUUGUCAGAGUGGUUUCAAACUCAAAACCAGUUAUUUCAAACAUUUUGAACAGAGUCACCCCAGGCUCAUAUUCAAGAAGAAAAAAAAGCUACUUUAGUCAAGAUCCUGCACAUAUGUCUCAAUCUGCAAUUCAUGUGACCCCUAUGGACACAGCAAUGGCUGCCACACCAAUUUCUCAGUCUGAACGGAGAUCACUAGAUAGUCCUAUUACUGCUGAGUCUUCCUCUAAACCUGAUUAUAGAAUGAGUUUACCACAAGUUGUUCCUCCCCAUUCAUCAGAUUUGUUCCCUUCAAGGACUCAGUGUCUACAGGGAGUUGCACUUUCUGUAGGAGGCAAGGUUGAAAGUUCUUGUGAUUCAAAGAGACCUUCAGAUAUAGACAGCAGAAAUCCAAAAAGGUCUAAACUCGGGAAUGAAAUUCCAAGUGCACAUUCUUCAACCACGACCUCUUCUGAUCUCUCUCCUGUAAUGCACACAAGUACACCUUCAGAAAGUACCCGCUUCUCAUCAAGAUAUGCUCAGAAUAGAACAUCCUCUCCUCGGCCUCAGGCUAAUGAAAAGGCACCUUUUGCUUUUAGAGAUUCAGACCCAGGAAAUAACUCUGAAGGACUGAUAAAAACAGGCUUUUCCAGCCCUGCAAGUCAAAACAAGACCUUUGAUACCAAGAAAGGGAAUUUGAUCAUGUUACUUAGUGACUUUUACUAUGGGCAACAUAGAGGAGGAGAAGGGCAGCCAGAGCAGAAAACUCACACGACUUUUCAAUGCUCCAGCUGCUUGAAAGUUCUAAAAAAUGUUAAGUUUAUGAAUCACAUGAAGCAUCAUUUGGAACUUGAGAAGCAGAGGGGUGACAGCUGGGAGACCCACACUACCUGCCAGUACUGCCACCGUCAGUUUCCCACUCCCUUCCAACUACAACGUCACAUUGACAGUGUGCACACUUUCCAGGAGCCCUCUGCUGUCUGUAAAAUCUGUGAGUUGUCGUUCGAAACAGAUCAGAUUCUCUUAGAACAUAUGAAGGACAAUCAUAAGCCUGGGGAAAUGCCCUAUGUGUGCCAGAUUUGCAAUUACAGAUCAUCAGCGUUUGCUGAUGUGGAAACGCAUUUUAGAACAUACCAUGAAAACACUAAGAAUUUGCUUUGUCUGUCUUGUCUGAAAAUCUUUAAAACUGCAAAUGCAUACAUGAAUCAUUGUUGGAAGCACUGGAGCAAGAAGCAACUCUUUCCAUGUUCCAAGUGCCGGCUACAGUUUUUGACUUUGAAGGAGGAAAUAGAGCACAAAACCAAGAAUCAUCAAACAUUUAAAAAGCCAGUGCCACUGGAAGGAUUGCCUCCUGGAACAAAGGUUACUAUUCAGGCUCCAAUUCACCCAUCAAGAAGUACAAACAGUCAUUAUUGA